This is a messenger RNA of Neolamprologus brichardi, 7549 nucleotides long. RefSeq names its product nuclear receptor coactivator 3-like. Gene Ontology annotation, biological process: cellular response to hormone stimulus; positive regulation of transcription by RNA polymerase II. Gene Ontology annotation, cellular component: nucleus. The record is from RefSeq and is a predicted model, not a curated record. NCBI's taxonomy places the organism in Eukaryota, Metazoa, Chordata, Actinopteri, Cichliformes, Cichlidae. Gene Ontology annotation, molecular function: nuclear receptor binding; protein dimerization activity.
GGCUUCUUGGGCUUCGGGAGUGUUUCCCAUUUAAACAAACAGAGCCGAAGAUGGCGGAGAGUUAAUGGUGUAAAGAAGAAAUUAUCGAUUCGGGAGAGAGAUACGUCCACGAGACUCCAUUGAUCAGCCCACAUAGGACCGCGCCCCCAAAGCGAGGGGAGGGGGGACCUGAUCGUCCAUCAUCUUGGCGCCGUCGAAAGGUGCUGAUAUGUGUUCACGAUGAGCGGGCUGGGGGAAAACUCCAUGGAGCCACUGAGCUCAGAAAACCGGAAACGCAAGCUCUCCACUUGUGACACGCCUGGUAUGGGGUGUGAGAGGAAGCGGCGGGAGCAGGAGAGCAAAUACAUAGAGGAACUGGCGGAGCUGAUCUCCGCCAACCUAAGCGACAUCGACAGCUUCAACGUCAAACCAGACAAAUGUGCCAUCCUCAAAGAGACGGUGCGCCAGAUCCGCCAGAUCAAAGAGCAGGGUAAAGCUUCAUCCAACGAUGACGACGUUCAAAAGUCAGACGUGUCCUCAACUGGUCAGGGGGUCAUCGACAAGGACCACCUGGGUCCACUUCUGCUGCAGGCUCUGGAUGGCUUCCUGUUCGUGGUAAACCGGGAGGGCAGCAUCGUGUUCGUGUCGGACAACGUGACGCAGUACCUGCAGUACAAACAGGAGGAGCUCAUCAACACCAGCGUGUACAACAUUCUUCACGAGGACGACAGGGAGGAGUUUCACAAGAACCUGCCCAAGACCAACAUAAAUGGGGUGUCGUGGGGAAGCGAGGCAGCCCGACAGAAGAGUCACACCUUUACUUGCCGGAUGCUGGUCAAAUUUGGCCAUGCCCACGGCCCCAUGGAGGAGGGGCCUGGAGGGCCACGCUACGAGACCAUGCAAUGUUUUGCUCUUACCCAACCCAAGGCCAUGAUCGAGGAGGGUGAAGACCUUCAGUCAUGUAUGAUCUGCGUGGCCCGUCGAGUGACAGCCAUGGAGAGGACGGAGAGUUUUAACACCAGGCAUGAACUCUCAGGUAAACUGAUUCAGAUCGACCAGAACUCUCUGCGAGCGUCGAUGCGUCCGGGCUGGGAGGAUUUGUUGAGGCGUUGCAUUCAGAUGUUCCUUCAGCACAGCGAUGGGCAGCCCUGGUCACACAAACGCCACUAUCAUGAGGCCUUUCUGCAGGGUCACGCAGAGACGCCCUUGUACCGCUUCUCCCUCUCUGACGGCACUCCAGUCACAGCCCAGACCAAGAGUAAGCUGUACCGUCACCCUAUGAGCAACGAGCCGCAAGGCUUCAUCUCCACGCACCUACUACAGAGGGAGCCGAAUGGUUACCGCUCAGCACCGGGUGGGAGCAUGAUGCCAAACACGAUGCGACAGCAGGGCAUGGGAGGCCCCAACCCGAAUGCCCAAAUGAACACCGGUGGCGGAAUGGGUAUGGGGGGCAUGGGGGGCAUGAACAGGGGCUUCGGCAUGAAUGAGCAGGGUCACAUGGGUCCGAUGGGCGGCAGCUCGAUGUAUGGAGGAAAUGGCGGAGGAGGAAGUGGAGGAGGAGGCAUGGGUAACCGCAUGAUGCAGAUGAAUCAGAUGGGGCACAUGAAUCAGAUGAAUCAGAUGGGUCCUAUGAAUCACCCAGGCCAAGGAAUGCCGCAGCACCAACAGCAGCCCCCGUUUCAGAGCAGUGGCGGCUUUGGCCUCAGUGGCAUGAACAGUCCCUCGGGGAGCCCGAGAAUGGGCGUUCCUCAGCAGGGUCUCCUGAUGUCACCUCGGAACCGGGGAAGCCCAAAAAUGGGCUCCAACCAGUUCUCACCUGGAGGGUUGCACUCUCCUAUGAGUGGCAUUGGCAGUAAUGGUGGAAGUGGGGGCAGCACCACCACCUUCUCCAGCAGCUCCUUAAAUGCCCUACAAGCCAUCAGUGAAGGAGUAGGGAGCUCACUCCCCUCUACCCUAACAUCUCCUUCUCCGGCCCACAAACCAGACAGCUCUCCCAGCAUCCACUCCUCCUCCUCUUCUUCUCAGCCCAGUCAGGCAGCCAAACCAGGCCAGGAUGGCUCCAAAAGCCCAGCCGGGGGCUUAGCACCUGGACCCAGCGACCAUCACCACCCCAUGCACCAUCACCACCAUCAUCAGCAUCCUCAGGCUGAGAGUUCUGGAGACCGACCCGAUAGCCAGGCAGCAACAGCGACUAAAGACUCUGGAGACGGAAGCAAUGAAGCGGGAGCGGCUAACUCCGAACCCCCUCGCAGGGUGCCAGACAGUAAGGGACAUAAGAAGCUGCUGCAGUUGCUGACGUCUCCUACAGAGGAGCUGGGAAUAGGUGGCAGUGGGCCAACGGGGCCCCCUGUACCGCCCCCUCCGACCAGCAGUAACGCUCCUGCGGGCCCAGACAGUAAGGAUACGACGGGAGGCAUGACUAGCCCCUCAUCAACUGGGGUUACCUCAUCCUCUUCGGCCAGUGGAAAUUCAGGCCAAGCGACAGGACCCGGGGGCGUGUCAGCAUCAAUGUCAUCAGCCCACUAUACUGGCUCGCUGCAAGAGAAGCACAAGAUCCUCCACAAGCUGCUGCAGAACGGCAAUACGCCAGAUGAAGUGGCUAAGAUCACAGCCGAGGCUACAGGCAAGGUGUCCCUCGGGGGCCAGGAGGGCGCUGAGGUUGGAACAGGAGGCUCAGGGGCCGGGUCGGGCCCUGGGUUGAUCACAGAUCCCAAACAGGAGCAGCAUAGUCCCAAGAAGGAGAAGACCCAUGCCCUCCUCCAUUAUCUCCUCAACAAGGAUGAUUCCAAAGAGCCAGUGGAUGUUAAGCCCAAACUCGAAGAGCUAGAUGGGAAGGGACCUGCGGGGGCUGCUGGCGGCCCACCACGGAGUAUCCCCGGAUCUGGGCCCGGCCCUGUACCUGAACAUCCCGAGAGCAAGAUCAAGUCAGAACCACCUGAUGAUUUGCACAACCUGGAAUCUAUCCUGGGAGAUCUGAGGAGUUCAAGCUCUGACUUUUACCCCGAUCAGGCUGGAGGUGGAGGGGCCAACGACACAGGAAGCAAACCCCCGGGUUGCCUUGACGACAGCCUGCAGGGGAGUCCAGGUAUGGGUUCAGGACCCCGGGUGCCCUUCCAGAGGGCCAUGUCCAUGGAUGCAAAGCCUCCUGGUGGGCCUGGAGGAGGCAGACGCCCCAUGCUUGUCAAGCAGGAAAACAUGAUGGGCAGCCCUGACAGCUAUCCAGGAAACAUGGGACCAAUGAAUAGAGGGAUGGGUCCUCAGAGAUCCCCCAUGGGUAGUUCAGGUGAGUGGGGCAUGCCCCGCACCAGUGCCAGUCCUGUGGGCUCAGCAGGAUAUCCACCCAUGAUGCGCCCGAGCAUGGAGUACAACAACAACGGCAAGGGCGUAAUGUCAGGGCCCAUGGUCAGCCGCUCCAACAGCGUGCCAGCCACAAGGUCGAUGCUGCAGCAACAGCUCAUGGAUAUGGGAGGUUCUGCUGAUAUGGGCAUGGGUAUGAGCCCCUUCAGCCAGCAGGGCCAACCGAACCAGUCGCCCUCCUGGCCGGACACAAUGAUGGGCAUGGAGGGAAACAGGCGGCAGUUUGGCAACACCUUAGAUGAUCUUCUGGUGCCUCCCACCACGAGUGAGGGUCAGAGCGAUGAACGGGCGCUUUUGGACCAACUAGACUCCCUGCUGAACAAUACAGAUGGCAUCGCUUUGGAGGAGAUAGACAGAGCUCUGGGCAUCCCAGACCUCGUCAGCCAGACACAGGGAGCAGAGCAGCAGCUAGAACCUUUUCCAGGGCAGGAUCCGUCCAUGGUAGUGGACCAGAAGCCUCUCUAUGGGCAGGGCUAUCCUGGACCUCCUACUAUGCCUAUGCAGUCUGGCUAUGGAGGGAACCCUAUGCAGGGUCAGGCCCAGCAGGGGGGAUUUGGGCCCAUGCUUUCACAAAUGGGCCAAGGCGGCAGUUUCCCCGCUAUGGGUGGAAUGGUGGGCAUGGGCCACCCUCGUGCCAACAUGAUGCGACCCAGGAUGAUGAGUGCAAACAAGCCAAUGAGGCUCCAGCUGCAACAGAGACUGCAGGGACAACAGUUCAUGAAUCAGACACGGCAGGGCAUGGCCUUGAAAAUGGAGAACCCAGGAGGAAACCCUGGCAUGAGGCCCGGCAUGCAACCUGGCAUGGGAGGACAGCCGAGCUUCUUGAAUGCUCAGAUGAUGGCUCAACGAAGCAGGGAGAUGGUCACCAUGCAGAUGAGGAGGCAACGCAUGAUGAUGCUGAUGCAGCAGCAACAGCAACAGCAGGCGGCGGCGGCAGCUGCUGCAGCUGCCGGAGGGUUCAGCCCUCCUCCCAACGUCACAGCUCCUGGCGGUAUGGACAACCCUAUGGGAGGGCCAACCAUGGGCCAGCCGGGCCCCCAGCAGUUUGGCUAUGGUGGCAACUAUGGGAUGGGCCAGCAAGGAGACCCCUCUUUUGGCCCCUCAGGUGGAAGUCCUCCUAAUGCCAUGAUGCCCGGCCGCCUGGGGCCUCAAAAUCCCAUGAUGCAACAGCACCCACAGGGUGGCCCCAUGUACCAGGGUGCUGAUAUGAAAGGCUGGUCACAGGGAGGCAUGGGUCGCAACAGUUCGUACCCUCAGCAACAGUUUGCGCAGCAGGGACCUCCAGGGCAACAGCAGUUUGGCCAGCAGGGGAAUCCAGGGCAGUAUGGAGGCAUGAUGAUGAACGGGGGCAUGCCGCCUAGUGGAGGAGGAGGUCACAUGGGGCAAAUGGGUAUGAACCCAAUGGUGAUGGGACGAAUGCCGAUGGGGCCUGAUCAGAAAUACUGCUGAACAUCGUGGCAGACUCCUUUGUCUCACUGUGAUCACCAUUCAGAGACGGCAGACGGCUGCAGCACCGCGGUGUGUGGGGCGGACUGGGCAAUGUUAGUCUGUGCUGUGCUGUACUCCCACCAGGUGGGGGCGUGAACUUCCCUUUGGACUCGUGGCCAGUAACGUCAGUCUGGCAACCUGCGGAAACACAGACUCUGUCACAUACAUGAAAACACACAGCGAUCAUAAAAAAACAUUAAAAAAAAAUCAGAAACACUGUGACUUCUUUACACACAGAUACAUAACGAUGGUCAUACAGACACCUUUGCGAAUCCUCUAACGGACCUUAGUAUAAUAUCCCCCUCUUUGUGAGCAGUGCGUGCGUGCCCACGCCGAACGCACUCGCCGGACCAAACGGUGAAGGUGGACGGACGCUCGAGUGAGACCACGUGGACAAACGUGUUGUGACAUCCUCUCCUUUGUCGAAUGUACCAUGAAGCUGUAUUCAGAUCUGAAAAGAUUGCUCUCUCGUUUCUGAACUCUUCGGGAUUUUUUUAAUCCGCCGUCUUUCUGCUGCUCCUGGAGGAUCUCUGUCAAAGCGGUUCUAGAUGAUGUGCCGUCAGAUUGUGACACUCACACGAAUGUGAUUAAGCAGUAGCACAUUGUUUCAUUCCCUGGGACGCCCCUGGGCUAAAGUACGACUGAAUUCCUUGUUGGCUGAUUGCACUUUAAGGAAAAGCCAACAUCAAAAGGAUUGUGGCAAUAUAGAGGCCUUUACCCGAGAAUUAACGCAUAGCAGCAGACAUCUUCUGUUUAUUUUUGUGUGCGUUGUUCUUCAGGGUUUCCUAUCUGAGAAAAGGCGCUGUUGAUUGGAAAUGGGUAACCUUGAUGCUCUUUGUUCAUUAGUGGGAACCAGUAGAAAGGCAGUAAGCACAGAUUUGAUCCAAUACACUCGUAUAUAGUGUGCGGAUUUAUUAAUAUGACAAUUUUUAAGCCACUUUAAAGUCACUCUUGGAACAAAGAGUCUUCUAUUAAAAUUCAAACACUCCACUUAUAUUUCUACAGAGUCAUAAGGUGAUCAUUUACAUUGAGGAGGUGAUUUUUAGCUCAAAAUGAUUCAGAUAUUUUGGUUACCUUGCACCCGUUUACAGUGCUACUAGUAAGUAAAUCAAAAACGGAUUGCCAGUUAUGAAAUUAUGCCUAGAUUACCUAACAUUUUAAAAGAAAGUGUUAGAUUUGAGUGUAGGUGUGCAUAUUUCUAGCAAUAAUCCUUCCUCCUGGUUUUCCUCUGAGGACAAAGCUGAAGCAUUGUUUACUCAAAGCGACGGUACUGCAGUAUUAGACAUGGUGUCUUGUUAGGAGCUUUUCUUUUCCUUUCGUCUGUGAAUAUGAAUUGUAAAUACGCUUCAAAUGUACUAUAUAUAAAUAUAUAUAUGCUUUUGUAGGUCACAUACUGUUUUUUGCACAGCUUGUAAGGCUUGAUAUUUAAAAGUGUAAUUUUCUUAUUCUGUCAUGGCUCGGCUUUUAUUUUCAAUACUUUAACCAUCGGUUUGGAAAGGAAGGGCCUCUUUUUGUAAGCAGUACGUGUACGUGUGACUUUCUUUCAUACUGCCACUUUCCCUGUCUCAGAACGCACCUUUAUUUUUAUUUUGUGAUUUCCGAAUCAAGAACUUUUCUUUAUUUUUCCGAGGACAUAAUCUUAGCUAAAGAGGUGCUAGUGGGUUAACUUUUUUUUUUUUUAAGUAAAUUAUAUUUCUUUUAAUUAAAACAAAACAAUUGCCUAUAUAAAAAGAGUUGACACAUGAUUGUGUUAGGCUUCAAGAGGCCCAGAUGUCUUACCGGUAUGUGAGGUGUGUAUUCUCUGUACUUAACCUCAAGCUUCCAUUUCUGACUUGUUUUUCCCUCCUGAGGUUUCUGCGCUUUCAGUUUCGUUCAGCCUCAGAUACGAGACUUUGGAAAUCAGUCCCGCUGUGUCCAUAAGCCUGUGCGGUUUGUCCGCAGAUAUUUAAUCAUGACGAAAGCAACAAACAGAAGGAAGGAGAUUUAAAUCCCCUGAUUAUCUGCCACUGUCUCGGCAGGAUGUUUUUUAAUUUUACAUUCAAGUUUUGAACUUUAUUUCUGAUGUGUUUCCUGUGGAACUUUCUGUUGAGAAAUCUACCUUUGAAAACACGCUCAACCCAAAGAUUUCUGUUUGUCAUUCUGCAGUGCGUAGACACAGUUCCUGAUGUAGAUUGUGCAAGUACUCAUGUGUGCUUUUACUGUUGCACAUUACCUAUAAUAUACAUUGAGCUGAAUAUGUUUAAUUGCAUAUAUUAUAUCCCCCAUCUGUAUGAAAUAGAGUAGACAUGAGUCUGGUUCUGCUGAGAUGCUUUCGGUUUUUGUUUGUGAUCGUUUCUUCCUUUCUGUAGACCUUAUGGCCAGUUGAAUCGUGGUGCUGCAAAUUUCACACAGGAGAAUGUUUUUAAGCUGGGAAAGGGAGGCUUCAUUCAUGAUUGAUGUCAUUUAUGUCUCAGAAUAAUAGCCUGGAUUUCUUUUUUUCUAAAACCCUUGUCUCUCGAUGAAGAAUAUGAAAGACUUAUCUACAAACAUUUCAAACAAAACAUCUGUGUUUCUGCUUUAACGGAAAGGAACUCCUCUCAGUGCUUCACUGGAGCUUAAAGAAAAGAGAAAACACAUCUGGGAAUCAUACAGUCAUUAAUACAGGAUGUAAAAUACUGUUGCAUUUUUCUUACCUUGUUUCUUGAUGUUAAUAUUGAUGUAAAUACAAAUUUAUAUUUAAACAUUA